Molecule: messenger RNA, 1632 nt
Organism: Penicillium daleae
Lineage: Eukaryota; Fungi; Ascomycota; Eurotiomycetes; Eurotiales; Aspergillaceae
Product: phosphatidylserine decarboxylase 1
Exons: 1
Coding region: 1-1632 (543 amino acids)
Biological process (GO): phosphatidylethanolamine biosynthetic process
Cellular component (GO): mitochondrion
Molecular function (GO): phosphatidylserine decarboxylase activity
Source: RefSeq, a predicted model, not a curated record
AUGGCCAAGCGCCUUCUCAAUCACUCUACAUUUCUCCAGUACCGUGCUGCUGCCCCUGUGAGUGGGGUUGCUACGUCGAUGGAGGUCCUUUCGUUUCGGGCAACUGCCCGCCACAAGGCCAGCGUCCGCCAUUUUUCGCCGCAAUCAUGGAAACAAUACCGCAAAGAGAACAAUCAUGAAGGAAAUACCAGGGGUGGGUUUGGAUCAAGGCUGCGCUUUGCGCUGCGGAAUACCAAGGUGGAAUGGUACCCGAUUCCCGUCGGUCUCGGAAUCGGUCUGCUGGGAGUCCUGCACUUCUACAAGACCCAGCGUGACCGGACUGCGCAGGAUGAGGCAGGUGAUGACUGGGAGAAUGGGAAGCGGCCACCACGACGCCCUCGAAUUGUGCCGACAGGAUCCUGGCAGGUCCAGGUCAUGUCCACUCUGCCCCUGAAGGCCAUCUCGCGUUUAUGGGGCCGGUUCAACGAGAUCGAAUUACCAUACUACUUCCGCGUUCCUGGAUUUAAGCUCUACUCAUGGAUCUUUGGGGUCAACCUCAGCGAGGUUGCUGAACCUGACCUUCACGUCUAUCCAAACCUUGCCGCCUUCUUUUAUCGCAAAUUGAAGCCCGGUGUCCGACCUCUCGAUCCCGAUCCACGUGCCCUCGUAGCUCCCUCGGACGGACGCAUUUUGCAAUUUGGUAUGAUCGAGAGGGGCGAGGUGGAACAAGUCAAGGGCAUGACCUACAGUCUGGAUGCGCUGUUGGGUGCGGCGACACCUGCCACUGCCGAUCAUAGCAAUCGCAUGUCGGACGCAGCGAUGCAGGACACCCACAAGGAUGUCGAGAACAUGAAGGCCGAUCAAGAAUUUGCUAGCGUAAACGGUAUUUCCUACACUCUGCCAUCGUUACUGUCUGGUGAAUCAGGGGUCCCAGCGGAGAGACGGGCAUCGAUUGAUGCCUCCACCACCUCGAAGACGACGUCGGAGGUUCAAGUCCAAGCGGAGUUGGCCCGUGGAGAAGGCACCUCAUGGUUCGCGCCUAAGGCGGCUGUCAACCACGCAUUGUUCUAUGUGGUGAUCUACUUGGCCCCCGGUGAUUAUCACCGGUUCCACUCGCCCACGGAAUGGGUUGUGGAGAGCCGCCGCCACUUUGCGGGUGAACUCUACUCUGUUUCGCCCUAUCUCCAGCGGACUCUGCCCGGUCUGUUUACCUUGAACGAGCGUGUGGCACUGCUCGGCCGCUGGCGUUGGGGCUUCUUCAGUUACACCCCGGUCGGCGCCACCAAUGUGGGCUCGAUCAAAAUCAACUUUGAUUCCGAACUGCGCACUAACAGUCUGCUGACUGACACUGCGGCGGACUUGGCUGCAGCUCGGGCGGCGGAGCGAGGCGAAAAGGACCACGGAUUCGUCGAAGCUACCUAUGCUCACGCCAGUCGCACGCUCGGCGGACACCCGCUGCGGCGUGGUGAGGAGAUGGGCGGGUUCCAGCUGGGCAGCACGGUGGUGUUAGUAUUUGAGGCUCCUCUCGGCAGUCGGAAAUCGUUCGAUGCUGGCUGGCCGGACAAUGAGCGAGGCGCUGGCUGGAACUGGUCCAUUGAGAAGGGCCAGCGGAUCAAGAUGGGUGAGAAGCUAGGCUAUGUUGAGGAAGACUGA